Molecule: messenger RNA, 1240 nt
Organism: Gymnogyps californianus (California condor)
Lineage: Eukaryota; Metazoa; Chordata; Aves; Accipitriformes; Cathartidae
Gene: IDNK
Product: IDNK gluconokinase
Exons: 5
Coding region: 12-575 (187 amino acids)
Cellular component (GO): cytoplasm
Molecular function (GO): gluconokinase activity
Source: RefSeq, a predicted model, not a curated record
CUGGGCUCGCCAUGGUGCUGGUGGUGGUGAUGGGCGUGAGCGGCUCGGGGAAGACCACGGUUGGGUCGCGGCUGGCAGCGAAGCUGGGAUGGAAAUUCUACGAUGCAGACGAUUAUCAUUCUCCAGAGAAUAAAAAGAAGAUGGCAGAAGGGAUACCACUAAAUGAUGAGGACAGGAUUCCCUGGCUUUGUGCAUUGCAUGAUAUACUAAGGAGAGAAGACUCAUCUAGACAAGAUGCAAUUCUGGCCUGUUCUGCACUGAAGAUGAUGUAUAGGAGUAUAUUAGUUAGUGGAGCAUCUGCAAUUGAAAGCAACCAGCCAGCACAACUAGGAGAAAAAGCAGCACUGAACAUCCUCUUUGUUCAUUUGGAUGGGCCUAUAGACAUCAUUGCUGACCGCCUGGAGAAGAGGAGAGGACAUUUUAUGCCACUUGAACUUCUCAAGUCUCAGUAUGAUACUCUGGAGCCUCCUAGUGCACCAGAAAACUUUAUUACUGUCAGUGUAGAAAAAUCUCUCCCUGAAAUAAUGCUGGAGAUUGAGAGUGCCAUUUGUCAGGGUGAGGCUGUUCUGGAGUAAGUUUCUGAAUUACACAUACAGAAAUUCCCUUAAGGAUAUCAAGGGUAUGAAACAGAAAUUCAAUUAUUAAAUCAAAACAACUUAUUUUUCCUGAUACUUAAAUGGAUUGCAAUAUUAAGAGCUGGUUUACUACUCUUGGUAUUUUUAUCAUGGCUCUGUAAAAGACAUAUAAGAUGAAAUUUUCAAAAAGUGUCAACUUUUUAAACCCUUCACCAUAUGAAGAUAAAAUUCCCAUUUUAGGAAGAGCCUGCUUUUGAAAAUCCUGCCAAGGCUCACACACAGUAAUUUAUUUUCUUCAUUUUAAUUUUUACUCUGUCAAACAAGGAGAUGGGCACAUCUGCUAUUAAGUGAUGAAAUAACUUACAGCUUUGUUAGAAACAAUAUAUUUAUUUUUCUAAAAGUAUAAGAGGCAGGAAUGUGCAUGAUGAAGUUCCUGACACUACCACUGUCUCACUGCCACAUUUUCAGGAAGUUGUAGCUUCUGUGUUUGUGUCCUUGCUAACCUCACCAGGGCACUGGUGACUUCAUGAGAGCUUUUGUGAACUCUUACUGUAUGCAUUAAACACCAAGCUGAAAAAUGUGAGAAAAAAGAUAGUGGUGGUGAGGCAAUAUACAAAAUAUAAUUGUAUGGAAAGCUUUAGAAAUAAAGUAUAUGUGGCAUCAUA